AUGCCAUUACCUCAAGAUGCUAUUCUUGAUGCUCUCAAGCAAGUCCAAGAAGAAGCUCCCGACUCCACUGAAGAGCUACUUUUAAUGAUCAGAGAUAAAUUACUCGAAACAAGGGAUCAAUCAAAUAUUGUUCUACUUGCUCAAUUCAGUAAAUCCUUAUACACAACAAAGAAGUCCCAAUUGCUAAUCCCAGCACUUGAUUUGUAUCAAGCAGAGAAGCCACUAGAUGCUAAAAGUCAAAGACAGUUACAAUUGGAGACGUUGAUUAGUUAUUACAAGUAUACAUUUUUCAAUUUGGUGAAUAUUCUCAUUGAACAACCCACUGAAGCUAUAAAAUCACAAACUAAAUUAUUUGGUCUUGUAUACAACAACUUGAAUACAGAUGAGACGUUAGUAGAUGAGGAAUUGCUUUAUGCACUGUUGGCAAAGAAUGUUGAAGAUUUAUGCAGUGACAAAAGGGUUCCAAGUCGGGUUUCGAAUGAGGUUAGGGCCAUAGUCAAGAAUCAAAAUGCAUUUUUAACAAUAAAACAUCUUUCUGAAAACGCAGGUGUUAAUAGGUUUCCUGUAUCAUCUAUCAGAAGCAUGUUACAAGUGGAAGAUGUGACGGCGAUCUUUGCUGGCCAACAGUCGCUUAACUAUGAAAUUGUGAAUGAUGUGUUAAUUUUAACCAAAAGACCAAGGGAGUUAACAAUAGAUCAGAUGGUAAAGACUCAAUUGGAGACAACACGGUUGACACAACGACUCAGGGAUACAAUGUGA
This is a messenger RNA of Lodderomyces margitis, 759 nucleotides long. RefSeq lists its product as uncharacterized. Bases 1 to 759 code for a protein of 252 amino acids. The transcript has a single exon. The record is from RefSeq and is a predicted model, not a curated record. Lineage: Eukaryota; Fungi; Ascomycota; Pichiomycetes; Serinales; Debaryomycetaceae.